Molecule: messenger RNA, 3148 nt
Organism: Ceratitis capitata (Mediterranean fruit fly)
Lineage: Eukaryota; Metazoa; Arthropoda; Insecta; Diptera; Tephritidae
Product: ATP-binding cassette sub-family G member 4
Exons: 8
Coding region: 190-2634 (814 amino acids)
Cellular component (GO): plasma membrane
Molecular function (GO): ABC-type transporter activity; ATP hydrolysis activity; ATP binding
Source: RefSeq, a predicted model, not a curated record
AUCGGAAACACGUACAUCUGUUGAAGUUGAGCAGUAGAACUGAGAGACCAAAUUUGUUGUUUACAUACAUAUAAUGUGAUAAUUAAAAUUUAAAUAGUUGAAGUUAAUGGCCGGUUAAUUACAUAAAAAACUGAAACAAUCAUUCCAAAAGUCUAGAAUAAAAUACACACACAUCCAUACAACACUGAAAUGUCGGCGCCGAAUAUCAACUUUGGACUGCUUUCCGCCAUUGAAGUUUCAUAUAGUACAAACAGUGCCAAAAAUCCAAACAGAAUUAACAGCAACGACAAUAAGAGUGACCCAACCAGCAUUAGUAUAAGUAAAACAACGAACAGUGACUGCCUAACCACUACCAGACUAGCAAGGGAACAGCUUCAAAUGAUGGAUUGUGGCGCAGCGCCGCUUGUGUCGACACCAAUGCACGAAAUUUCUGCAAAAAUAACGGAAACGCAAAGCCCGAACAGCACACAGGUAUCCAAGCGGGAGUACGAAAGUCAAAAACUAGAUUACUCUAACAGCAUGUCAACAAUGACUAAACGAAUUUCGAGGACAUCAUCAGCUGACUAUGAGUUUGCCGAAACUGGAAAUGCAGCACUUUCGGUCGUGGAAGUGGUUGAUUCGUGUAGAACCGCACAGCCCCCUUUAUUUGAUCGGGAGCCUUCAGCGGCGACAUCCACAACUAAGUUACCUCACGGGAGUGAAAAGCAAUUCAAAUCGCUGAACAUAAGUUUUGAGAAUAUUUGCUAUGGUGUGAAAACGGGAAUCUUCAAAAAAGAUCAUAAGCAAGUGCUUAAUGGGAUGACCGGAGAAUUUUGUGCGGGCGAGCUCAGUGCCGUUGUUGGACCGUCUGGCGCCGGAAAGAGUACAUUACUAAAUAUACUCUCUUCAUAUACACUGUACGGCUUCUCUGGUGAUAUAAGAAUUAAUGGGAAUUUGCGAGACGUAAAAACUUUCAAGCCAAAUGUCGCCUUCAUUACUCAAGAUACGACAUUGCAACCUUUUCUAACUGUUAAGGAAGCAAUACAUUUUGCGGCAAACCUUAAGAUUGGCUCACAGAUGAAUACGAUGCAGAGACGAGAACGGGUGCAAACAAUUCUGGAGGCAAUGGGCUUAUCUGAUUCCAUCUACACCAGAACCAGUGAUUUGUCAGGUGGUCAAAAGAAGCGUUUGGCAAUUUCUCUAGAAUUAGUGAACAAUCCGCCAGUUCUUAUUCUAGAUGAGCCAACAAGCGGAUUAGAUAGUUCUACAUCUAACCAGUGUAUUUCUCUAUUAAAAACGCUUGCAUCGGAAGGACGCACUAUCAUUUGUACAAUACAUCAGCCCAGCGGCAUUGCGUUCCGAAUGUUCGAUCACUUAUUCGCGAUCGCCGAAGGUUCUUGUAUAUAUGCUGGCAGAACCGAUAACCUGGUGCCAUUCUUAGCCGAAAACGGCUUACACUGUCCACAGUCAUACAACCCUUGCGACUUUCUUAUGGAAAUAGGAACUAACGAUUACGGUCCGAAUAAUAGGCGAUUAAUAGAGAAAAUGCAAAAUGGCCGUAACACGGAAUUUCGGAAAUCCGGUCGUCCAUUUUCAACUAAAACAAGUGAGGUGGAAACAACGACUCCAGUGCCAUUGAUCCUCAAUCAACAAACAUCUUCCCGCGUGUGCGAUAGUUCUGACUACCAUACCGAAAGUAAAUCAAAUACCAAAGAACAGCAGUAUCAACAAAGUGGUGAUAGCAAAAUGUUAAAACCUAAAAAACCAAAAAUGUCAAUUGAUGCCGGACAUCUUUGCAAACGUGAUAAUGUGUAUGCUACUCCAUUUUACCUCCAAUUGCUCUUUCUGUUGCGGCGCACUUUUCUGAUUCUAUGGCGGGACAGUUCACUCACGACGCUCCGUUUCUGCAUUCACUUCAGCGUGGCGCUGCUUAUUGGACUCCUCUACUAUGACAUUGGGAAUGACGCAGCGAAUGCAAUUAAUAUCUUCCGUUAUGCAUUUUACACAAUAAUGUUCAUUAUGUUUUGCGCUUUCUCGUCGAUUCUCACGAAAUUUCCCCUAGAGUUUCCCAUUGUGUCGCGUGAGCACUUUAACCGUUGGUAUUCGUUGCGCGCAUAUUAUAUUGCAAUUACUCUAGCCGAUAUACCAAUUCAGAUUAUCUGCACAAGUCUUUUUAUAUUUCCUACAUACUAUCUGACUGGUCAGCCAUUGGAAGUUAUGCGCUUCGUUUUGUAUUUUGUAAUCGUUUUUCUCACGGCACUUGUGGGACAAAGCAUUGGACUUAUCGUAGGCUCUGCUCUGAGCGUCCAUUAUGGCGCUAUAUUUGGACCAUUCUUCAUUUGCCCUUUCCUGGCAUUUUCUGGUUUCUUUCUGCAGCAAAAAGAUUCACCCGUUUAUCUCAAAUGGAUGUUCGAUGUAUCCUUCCUCAAGUAUGCUUUGGAUGGUUCAAUGUUGUCACUUUUCGGAUACGGUCGUGGAAAAUUAGAAUGCAAGGAAAUGUAUUGUCACCAUUCCCAUCCAGCUUUUUUCUUGCGGAACAUGGACUUGGGAAAUGCAAAUUAUAAAGUGGCUGCCAUAUUUUUACUUUGUUUAUUUGUAAUGUUAAGAAUUCUUGCAUUUUAUGUCAUGUCCUUCAGAUUGAGAUUAUUUAGAUGAAAUAUCAGGUCUUUAACAUUUAAGGGCGGAGUUUUGUAUUAUUUGUAAUUAAAUGUCAGACAAAAGAGUUUAGAUCAAAACAAGCGCCUAAAAGUAGAAAACAAUGAACAUACCAGAGCAAUACAUAACAUGUGAUGUGAUUUAUGAAAAAGUAGGAGUAAGAUUACAUUUAAGAAAUACGAUCCGGAAACCGAUUUACAGUUUCAAUGUUAAUCCAAGUCAGAUGGCGAAAUGUGUAUUUCACGUGAAUACAUGUACGUGUAUAUUUACAAUAGGUAUUUCUAGAAUGUGUCUACAAGGUUUUUAUUAGUAAGCUAGCAUUGUCAAAUUUAAAUAUUUUUCUCUAUCGUAGAAAUGAAUGUACAUACAUUCAUACAUUCAUACGUAUUUGUAAAUAUGAAUAGCUAAUCCAUGAUACAAAAACUUGAAGAUACAAUAGUUUCAUUUACUGACAUUCGUUGUUGUUGCUUAACGUCUGCCACUAAAUAAAAUUAUAACAUAACCUAAAAAAUGA